Molecule: messenger RNA, 1305 nt
Organism: Botrytis fragariae
Lineage: Eukaryota; Fungi; Ascomycota; Leotiomycetes; Helotiales; Sclerotiniaceae
Product: putative gpi mannosyltransferase protein
Exons: 2
Coding region: 1-1305 (434 amino acids)
Biological process (GO): GPI anchor biosynthetic process
Cellular component (GO): membrane; glycosylphosphatidylinositol-mannosyltransferase I complex
Molecular function (GO): alpha-1,4-mannosyltransferase activity; GPI mannosyltransferase activity
Source: RefSeq, a predicted model, not a curated record
AUGGCCCUCUCAACCCGCACCCUCUUCACCCUCUCCAUCCUCCUCCGCAUAAUCCUCUUCUUCUACGGUCUCUACCAAGACGCGCACUCCCCCCUAAAAUACACAGAUAUAGACUACCAAGUCUUCACCUCCGCAUCUCUGUAUACCUCUCGCUCACUCUCUCCCUACACACGGGAAACCUACCGAUACACACCUCUCCUUGCCUGGCUCUUACUCCCCACCACAUCAUCUCCCCAGUAUCUCUGGUUCCACUUUGGCAAGAUCUUAUUCGCCGUGUGUGAUAUACUGGCGGGAUAUUUACUCCAUGUGAUACUCGUUAGUCGGGGAAUGGAUGUUGGACGCGCGGGGAAAUACGCGGCGAUUUGGUUGCUGAAUCCGAUGGUCGCGACGAUUAGUACGCGCGGGAGUAGCGAGGGGAUUUUAGGAGUGCUAGUCAUAGGGUUAUUGUGGGCGGUGUUGAAAAGGAAGAUUGCAUUGGCCGGGAUGUUAUUAGGAUUAGGAGUGCAUUUUAAGAUUUACCCGGUGGUGUAUGGGAUUAGCAUUGUUUGGUUUUUAGAUCGGGAGACGAUUUCUGCUUCUGGAAGCAGGAAUGUCGGUGGGAAGGGAACGAAAAGGGGAAAAGUGGAGAGGGAGAGGGGAAAGGAUGAUAUUUGGGGUGAGGUUAUGGGGUUCAUGAAUCGGGAGAGGAUUAUAUUAGUGACGACUAGUCUGGUGACAUUUAUGGGACUUAAUAUCCUGAUGUAUUACAUCUAUGGAUAUCCCUUCCUCCAACACACCUAUCUCCACCAUCUAACCCGUAUCGACCACCGACACAAUUUCUCACCCUACAACACCCUCCUCUAUCUGCGCUCCGCCUUCCCCUCCCCCUCCCGCCUCCCCUUGGAAUCUCUCACCUUCAUCCCUCAACUUCUCCUCUCCACUGUCCUCCUCCCCCUCGCCCUCUCCAAACACGACUUGCCCACCACUAUGCUAGCGCAAACCCUCACCUUCGUGACCUUCAACAAAGUAGUCACAUCCCAGUAUUUCCUCUGGUACACCUGCUUACUCCCUCUCUACCUUUCUACUCCCUCUUGUAGCCUCAUCAAAUCACCACGCAAGGGGAUAUUUGCUCUAUUUUUGUGGGUUGCCACACAAGCAUUUUGGUUACAUCAAGCAUUCGAGCUUGAAUUUUUGGGUUUGAGCACUUUUGUGCCCGGCCUAUUUGUGGCAAGCCUCUUAUUUUUCGCUACGAAUGUCUGGAUUUUAGGUGUCAUGGUGAAAGAUGUUGGUCGGGGAGCGGCUGCUGUUUCUGGAAAAGGGAUUUGA